Messenger RNA from Aspergillus piperis CBS 112811, 2163 nucleotides. RefSeq names its product putative GTPase activating protein for Arf. Bases 1 to 2163 code for a protein of 720 amino acids. Gene Ontology annotation, biological process: intra-Golgi vesicle-mediated transport; endocytosis; endoplasmic reticulum to Golgi vesicle-mediated transport. Gene Ontology annotation, cellular component: Golgi apparatus. Lineage: Eukaryota; Fungi; Ascomycota; Eurotiomycetes; Eurotiales; Aspergillaceae. The transcript has 4 exons. The record is from RefSeq and is a predicted model, not a curated record. Gene Ontology annotation, molecular function: protein binding; GTPase activator activity.
AUGGUGGCCGGAAUUAGCAAACGGCAGCAGUUCCGCAAUGAGCGGGCGCUGCAGGACCUCAUUCGGUCGGUCCCUGGAAAUGACCGCUGUGCCGAUUGUCAGGCGUUGAACCCAGGAUGGGCUAGUUGGAACAUUGGAAUCUUUAUCUGCAUGCGAUGUGCGUCUUUGCAUCGCAAGCUGGGCACACAUAUCUCCAAGGUCAAAUCUUUGAGCAUGGAUACAUGGACGGACGAUCAGGUCGAUAAUAUGAAAUCGCACGGAAACAACAUCAUGAACAAGAUCUACAACCCUAAGAACGUCAAGCCGCCUGUUCCGACCGACGUGGACGAGUCCGACGCUUGCAUGGAACGCUUCAUUCGCCAGAAAUACCAGCACCGCUCCCUCGACGAGGUGAAACAAAAGCCUCCCAGUCGUCAUGAUUCGGGCUACGAUAGACCCCGCGCAGAGGACCGGUCGCCGGAAGGCUCUCCUCCUCCUCUCCCUCCCAAGCCUGCCAGGCCCUUUGGCUUUGGUCUUCGGUCCGCCUCAUCUGCGACUAAUCUCAACCGGAUGUCCAACAGAGGUUCGGCAAUCUCACCACAGUCGGAUAGCUUCGGUGCGUCGGGAAUCUCAGUGAGGAAAGGCUCGGGAGAUGCGUCGUUUGAUGCGAAGCUGGCGACCCUACGGGAUAUGGGCUUCGCAAACGAGCGCCGCAACGCGAUCGCCCUCCGCGAGCUGGACGGCAAUCUAGACAAGACGAUCGAGACGUUAGUGAGGCUGGGAGAAGGCAAUGGAUCUGUCUCGCUUGCCAAGUCUCCGGCUGCGCAACCUACUCCUGAUGCUGGCAAAUCUUCCAAUCCAUUCGAUCAACUGGAUGCCAGGCCCGCUACUCGCCAAGCAAGUGGGAGCUACAAUCCGUUCGAUGCACCUGUGCAGUCUCAGCCGCAGGCCCAGCAAGCCCCGGUGCAAUCGCUGGAGCAGUCUUUUCAGAACCUGCAGGUCGCGCAGCCCUUGUUUCCACACUCUACCGGUGGCUAUCCAAUGCGGCAAGUUUCGCUCCCUCAGCCUCUAUACCAGCAGACGGCGACGCCCCCGGUUCCCACGAACUUUGCCCAGAACGCAUAUGUCUCUUCUCCGCAGCCACUAGACGGUGGCAACAAUCCUUUCUUCCAGACCGGAGCUCAGCCGCAGGCCAGCAUGACCCCUCCCGCGUCCAAUCUCGCCCAGACAAACCCCUUCUUCAGUCAGGUUGCACCGCAGCCGACCGGGAUGCAGCAACCACCUCAGAGUCAGGCCGCAUCAAAUUCCCCAUUCGGCCCCCUUCGACACGCAAACACCAUGCCUGUCAUGCCCUCCACAUCGCCUUUCGGCCAGCCUUCUCCAUUCCAAUCGCAGCUCCAGUCCCAGCCUCAGUCUCAGCCUCAACCCCAAGGGCAACCGCAACCGCAACCCCAAUACCAAAUGCAGCAGCAUCUGCAACAACCGCAAGGGUCUCUGAACCCCUAUCAAGCCAUGACCGCGCCAGCUACCCCCCAGAACACAAAUUACCUGGCGCAACCGCAAUACGGAUAUCAAGCAUCUGCGCAACAUCUAGCGCCGCAGCCCACCGGCCGCGUCGACAAGAACAGCAUCCUCUCCCUCUAUCAAUUCUCCCCGCAACCUUCCGCCACCCCAGAGCAACCUCAAUACCGACCUUCCACGGCCGUGAACCCUCCCACUCAGACCGGCCAGCCUUCCCCCUUCAAUACCAUGCCGCAACAACAACAACAAUCACAACCUUUCAACACCAUGCCCCAACAACAACAACAGCAGCAGCAGCAGCAGCAGCAGCAGCAACAACUCCAACCUCAACAACAACAAAGCAACCCCCUCACAGACCCCCUAUCAGCAAGCGGCACCCGCAACCCCUUCUUCACCACAGCUCCCCAACCAGGAGCUCCCUCCUCGGUCCCAACCACCACCGCACAAGUAACAACAACACCCUACCUCACCACCACCGCCCCACCCCAACAGCAGCAACAGCAACAACAACAACAAACACUCAAUGUCUACGGAGGAAUGCCCAACAAGCCCACCGGCUUCCCACGAGGUCACAUGAGCCAGCAAAGCGUCGAUAUCAACGGCUUCCAGAGCGGACGACACAGUCCCGAUGCAUUUGCCAGCUUGAGUGCACGAUAUGGAUAG